UGCAACGAGUACCCUCAUAACCGAUCAGAUAGUCAAGUAAGUGAGACGUAGAUUUCAUCAGAUCCGUCGGAAACGGAUUGAAACCGAAAAUAUCGAGUGAUAUAAGCGCGUAGCUUUGCCUAUUUCUAUAAAAGUUUCAGCUCAUCUGCUGAUUUUGUCGAAUUAAGAAGAUUCACAAAAUCGUAGGUAAGAGGAAAACGUCGUACGGAAGAUUUUGUGCGAUUAGAGCUAACAGUGUCACCCCAUUGUCCACCUGAUCUUGUAGUACCGAGUCAAAAUGAAGUUCAACCUGGUUGCUGCCGUUCUCGUAGCCGGGCUCUGCAUAGUCCGUGCUGUUGACUACAACUCCUCCGACGUCAAUCAGUUCACCGCCCAGUUUUCCUCCAUCAACCACGUUCAGGAUGAUCUACAAACGUUCACCAAUCAGCAGUUGGACAAAUCGUAUGACUUCCUGCUGCUGGCCUUCACGUUCGACAAGUACGAUCUGGACCGUCCCGGAUUCGAGAAGCUCUACCGUAAGAUUUCCGACAAGGCCUGGGAAGAUACGAUUGCACUAGUCAAGUACCAGAGCAAACGUGGUUUGAUUGUCAGUCUGGAUGGAGUCCAAUCGGGAGUCGUUAACCAGUUGAACGAGGGCAAGGUCGGUAAAACCAGUCUGCUCGAUAGCAACGAACUAUCAUCGCUGAAGGUCGCCCUGGGAUACGAGAAGAUCUUGGCCGACGAGAGUCACCGCAUCCACAAGAAGAUUUCCCAUGCCCACGACAAGGGAGCCGCCUACGAUCCAGACGUAGCUCACUACUUGGACGAGGAGAUCAUCGAGUACCAGAGCGGAACGAUUCGCAAGCUGACCGGCUACAUCCACAAUCUGCACAGCAUCAUCGAGGAGUCCAACACCAAGGACAUGGGUAUUCAUAUGUUCGAUGAGUACUUGAGUUCGGUGGAAUAAGUACAGGAGGACAUUCAACUCGUUUUAGUUGUGUAGAAUACAGAAACAUUCUUUCCACAGUUUUCCCCCCAUCAGUUAUUAGAAUACAGUACAAGUUUUUCUAAUCCUAUUGUCUGAUUGUAUGAAUAAAAGUCUGGCAUAAGCGGAAACAUA
This is a messenger RNA of Ochlerotatus camptorhynchus, 1099 nucleotides long. Its product is annotated as ferritin light chain-like. Gene Ontology annotation, cellular component: cytoplasm. NCBI's taxonomy places the organism in Eukaryota, Metazoa, Arthropoda, Insecta, Diptera, Culicidae. Gene Ontology annotation, biological process: iron ion transport; intracellular iron ion homeostasis. The transcript has 3 exons. Gene Ontology annotation, molecular function: ferric iron binding; ferrous iron binding. The coding region runs from base 278 to 946 and encodes 222 amino acids. The record is from RefSeq and is a predicted model, not a curated record.